AUGAAACGAUCUUUGUCAAUUGCGUCUAUUCUUGCCCUAUUCAGCAUUUCCUCAGCUGCACUUUGGAAUUUGGAAAAGAUCUGUGAAUGUGAACUUGGCUAUAACGCAUUGACUUAUAACAACUACGGGUGUUGGUGUGGUAUGGGUGGAGCCGGGGAUACGAUAGAUGGUGUUGAUAGAUGCUGCAUGAUGCAUGAUCAAUGCUACGAUCGGGCCGUCGACAAAAAAAUAUGCUCCGAUACCCCGUUCGAAUACGUCGACGACUUCAGCUGGACAUGCACAAAUAAAACUGCGGCUUGCGGAGCUUCAAGAAACCCAUGUGCGGCGGCUCUCUGCGCCUGCGAUAAGCAGGUUGUGGAUUGUUGGAAGCAAUACGCAAGGCCAGCGACGAAGCCGAAAUGCAACGGCGUGCGGCGGCUCCUCCAAAUCCUCGAAUCCUCCCUUGAACAUUUUCAACAC
Mesorhabditis spiculigera is the source of this 459-nucleotide messenger RNA. The record is from the annotation of a GenBank genome assembly. Lineage: Eukaryota; Metazoa; Nematoda; Chromadorea; Rhabditida; Rhabditidae.